GUUUGGUCAGAUCAUGUGAGAUGCACUGUUAUUUUACUAAGUGAUCAGAGUAAUAAAGUUCAGCUGCUUUUGACUGAAUUCUACAGCACUUUUCAUGAAUUUAAUUAUCUUUUCUUGUACCUGAACUGCUCUGUUGGUGUUUGGGGGUCAUCUUUGUUUUCUUUGACACUUUCAGGGAAGAAUUCCGCCGUCACAUAUAGCGGUUCAGGGGUUCAUAGUCAAGGGUUUGGUGCUCCAGCCGUUCGAAAGACACAAACGGACAGAGGACCCGGCUCCUCGUCCUCAACGUUACCGUCUGCUGUUAACCCGUCCUGUCGAACUGUUCAGUUCGGAAGUGAGACGGAGCAGCUGGAGUGGGCCAAACGCGAGAGCCAGAGAGAGGAGGCGGAGCGAAUCCGGAGGCUCCGCCUACAGGAACAACUGGACCUGGAACUGGCUCUGGCUCUCAGUCGAGCUGAAAUGCCCAGAACAUGAAGCUGCUACGUUUUGGAUUCAAUCCUUCAGCUUUCAGAUGAAGCUUUUGCCCCAAUCACACGCUCUUCCUGAAGAUCUCUCUCAGGUUUGCUGUAGCGAUCACUGAACCAAUGAAGUACAACAAAACCAAAGGCCAUAGUUACAGAUCCACUUGACACAUUUGCUCAUGAACUGCACAAAAUGCUAAACCACUGAAUUAUGCUUUAUAAAGAUUAUAUACAGCUUCACCAAAUACUGUAGGACCAGUCAGUCUUAAGUCAAUUAUUGAUGCACAGAAGUAUAUAAGAAAUAUCAACCUCUAUCUGCAGCCAGUGUCGGUUUUGAAAAGCAGAUUCGACCCCAAGUGCUUCAUAUUUAAGUGUCUUCAGGACUUUUGACUAUGAUCAAAUUAAUCCAAGUCUUAACCAGACGUUUGGUUUAAUAAGAGGGAUGAAUUACUAAACGCAUGACAUUUAGUCGCCAUCGGUCCACUAUAUGAUCAUAUAUGAUGUCUGUAUUUACAUAUAAACCUGCAUAAUCAAUGCAUUCCCAAAUCUCAUUUGCCCUCCAGAUACUGUUGAAUAUUAUGAGUUUUAUUAGAUGCAUGGAGAUCAAAUGAAGCAUAUUCUUUAUUCUUGAAGGAACCUGUUUUUAUUUGUGUUUGGCACUGUUGAGUGAGAUGAUGUGAGCUGUAUUUUUUGUGUUUAACCCUUUAAAGCUUGAUCAGAUACUCUAGAUGACACCGGAUCACACAAAC
Molecule: messenger RNA, 1210 nt
Organism: Sinocyclocheilus rhinocerous
Lineage: Eukaryota; Metazoa; Chordata; Actinopteri; Cypriniformes; Cyprinidae
Product: epidermal growth factor receptor substrate 15-like 1
Exons: 2
Source: RefSeq, a predicted model, not a curated record